This is a messenger RNA of Moneuplotes crassus, 1181 nucleotides long. The record is from the annotation of a GenBank genome assembly. Lineage: Eukaryota; Ciliophora; Spirotrichea; Euplotida; Euplotidae.
AUGGAACAGAAGCCAGAGAAUGAGGUCCCUGAAAUCUUCAAAAAGAAGUUCCUUUCAAGAGUUGGAAAGUUCACUGCCGAGAAGCAUUUAAUAUUAAAAUAAAGUUGUUGAGAUCCUCAAUGGCACUGAAAAGAAGUUCAUAAUCAAGCCUAAUACAUUCUCAUCAAAGAAUGGCAACAAGAAUGGAGAUAAAAACUUACCUGAAUGGUUUGAUAUGGAUAGCCAGAAGAAUAUCCAAAUCCCUCUAUUAGCAAAGAUGAUGAGGGCUCAAACAAUGGGAAAGACUACUCCUAAGAAGAAGACUAAUAAGGACAAGCCUCUCAAGAGGUUCAGGCCAAACACACAAUCAGCUCCUGAGAUUCCUAUAUCUACGAGAGGGAUUACCAUAAACUACAGCUUAAUUGAUAAGAGGCCAUCGUGCAUGAAAUGGACACUAAAGAAAACAGUCAGCAAGAAAGUGAUUGACAAGUCAGAGCCUGCACUUGAGAAUAUCAUUCUAAAGGACAAACAGACUGGUUUUAUUGAUUACGGAAGGAUGAAGAAGAGGGAAAAGUUUCAUAAAAUGCAGACAGUUGGAAACCCUCAUCCAAAAAGAUUCAUCUCCUUCAAUGCCUUCCCCAGCUCAAGCACCCGUGCAAAAAAAGUGGUUACUAAAGAUAUAAAGAAAUCUUUGGGAAGAGAUAGUGACAAGUACCAGAUAAACCUCACUCCUUCAGUGUAUGAACCCACUCCGCAAGAAAUCCAUUGUUACCCAUUCAGCAAGAUGCUACCGAGACCUCCAUUGAUGAAUCAGAAAGCUAUAUCGUCUUUGAACAACAAUUCUGUAGUACUUGAUAAUAUCGAAAAAUACGAGAAGAAAAAUUCGAAAUAUAAGUCAGUGAGCUCACCGAAUUUUUCAAGCUACAAAGGAAGACAGCCUCGGGAUCCUAGAAUGCCAAUGUUUAUGGAAGGCAUCAACUCCAGAAUGGCUUUAAAUACUAUCAAUAAGAAAAUGUUGCAAACAAACCACUUUGAUGAGAGUUAUGUGCCAAUGCCCCAACGUAGCACUGAGAGAUUGGCUCAAACAGCAGGUCCUUCUAUGUUCAGAUCUCAGAGUCAGCCAAGCUUAAUGUCCAAAAAGAGCAAUUUGAACUAAUUCUCAGGUUUAAUUGUGAUUUAUGGAGUAUUGAAAUGAGUUCAAU